AGAAAAUGGUGAGACAUCCGAUUGGUGAUGCUACCGAGUCGAGUCUUUUUGGCACACUUACCGCGGACGAGUUCUACACUCGUCACUCGGUAAGUCAUGGCUCCGAGUUCAUCACAAACCCUCAAGGACUCAAGCUCUUCACCCAAUGGUGGAUCCCAUUGCAACCCACAAACCUCAUCGGUUGUCUAGCCAUCAUACAUGGCUACACCGGUCAGACCAGCUGGGCGCUACAACUAACCGCGGUUCUAUUCGCCAAACAUGGUUUCGCCACAUGUGCCAUUGACCAUAGGGGCCACGGUUUCUCCGAAGGGCUCACAACUUACAUCCCCGACAUCAAUCUCCUUGUCGAGGAUUGCCUUACAUUCUUCGAUUCCUUCCGUAGACUCCACGUUCCAUCCCAUCUUCCCUCCUUUAUUUACGGAGAGUCCCUAGGUGGAGCCAUGGCUCUCCUCGUGGCCUUACGCCAACGUGGUGGCUUAAUCACUCGACCCUACGAUGGCAUUGUCUUUAAUUGCACCAUGUUUGGGAUAUGCAACAAGUACAAGCCACCGUGGCCGUUGGAACAUCUUCUCAAAAUUGUAGCAUUUUUUGUGCCGACAUGGAGGAUUGUGCCCACGCGUUAUUCGAUUGUGGACGUGUCUGUGAAAGUCGGGUGGAAAAAGAAGUUGUGUCUGGCUAACCCGACUCAAAACGUGGAGAGACCACGGGCAGGUACUGCAAGGGAGAUAGUUAGGUUAGCCGAAGAGAUCAAGACAAAGUUUGAAGAGGUUGAGUUGCCAUUCCUCGUGGUUCAUGGAGGCGAGGACCUUAUUUGUGAUCCGGAUGCGGCUGAGGAGUUUUAUCGACGAGCAUCGAGUGUGGACAAGACCUUGAAAAUGUACUCGGGAUUGUGGCAUCAGAUGGUCGGCGAGGAGGAGAAGGACGUAAACUUAGUAUUUGGAGAUAUUGUUGAUUGGUUAGUGACUAGAGCCAAUAAUAGUGUCGCUAAAGAACUUUAG
Impatiens glandulifera is the source of this 998-nucleotide messenger RNA. Its product is annotated as caffeoylshikimate esterase-like. The transcript has a single exon. Gene Ontology annotation, molecular function: lipase activity. NCBI's taxonomy places the organism in Eukaryota, Viridiplantae, Streptophyta, Magnoliopsida, Ericales, Balsaminaceae. Bases 6 to 998 code for a protein of 330 amino acids. Gene Ontology annotation, cellular component: membrane. The record is from RefSeq and is a predicted model, not a curated record.